UUCAUCAGAUAUUUUACAACUACAAUGUUCAAAUUGAAAACAUUGCGAAGUGAGGAGGCAGGGCUCGAGUCUGGCUUGAAAGUCUGCAAGAAGUUGGAGGACGACCUGGGGGACUGUCUGGAUGUCGUUGAUCGUCUAAGCCGGAAAAUCAAUGAUUCAGUAGAGGGUCCCCCUCCCGUAAACAGCUUGGGCUUAUUCUCUACACUAGAGUCAAGUAGCUGCUCUGACCUGAGUAGCAAUUCCUUGUUGCGGCAGGAAUCGGAGGUGGGAGAGAUGGGCACACCAGUGGAAGCCAGAAGCGGCCAACAGCUGAAUAGUUCCUAUGUGGAUAUGCACACGAAAUGCAUUAAAAUUAAGCGCGAACUGGAAGGCACGUUGUUGCUCACCAAACAGAUAAACGAGUUGUCAUAUCGCCAACGGAAUAAAUACUAUAACAUUCCAGAUCAGAUCACUGUCUACCUGGAGAAUAUGACGAAGAAGUCUUCAAGACAAUAGAGGCUGUUGCUGUUGCUUUU
This is a messenger RNA of Drosophila subobscura, 515 nucleotides long. RefSeq lists its product as uncharacterized. Bases 25 to 495 code for a protein of 156 amino acids. The record is from RefSeq and is a predicted model, not a curated record. The transcript has 2 exons. NCBI's taxonomy places the organism in Eukaryota, Metazoa, Arthropoda, Insecta, Diptera, Drosophilidae.